Molecule: messenger RNA, 384 nt
Organism: Arabidopsis thaliana (thale cress)
Lineage: Eukaryota; Viridiplantae; Streptophyta; Magnoliopsida; Brassicales; Brassicaceae
Product: P-loop containing nucleoside triphosphate hydrolases superfamily protein
Exons: 3
Coding region: 1-384 (127 amino acids)
Molecular function (GO): GTP binding; GTPase activity
Source: RefSeq, marked reviewed
AUGUCUUCACUUAAAGAUCACGUGCCUAAGAUAAUGGAGAAAGGUGAGUUUGAUGAGAUUGUUGAUAAAGAGAUUUUGAAUGAUUUGGGUGGGGAUGAUGAUUUGGUUCUGAGACGAAAGCCGUGUGGUAGUAGUGAAGGCAGUUGCAGCAGCAGCAACCAUGAAGAGGAAGAUGGAAGAAGCUUAAUGAAAGAACGACUUCAACGGUGGCUACGUGAACUAAGAGACCAUGCAGAUUCCAACAUUGUGAUCAUGAUGGCUGGGAACAAAGCUGAUCUAAACCACUUGAGAUCAGUAGCUGAGGAAGAUGGUCAUAAGACAGAAAGUCUCUCUUUCUUGGAAACAUCUGCUCUUGAAGCCACCAAUGUCGAGAAAGCAUUUUAA